AUGGUUCUAAGUGAGAAUGAUGCCGGCAAGAAUUUGACUGCCGCGGCAGCUAAAGGGAACGUAGCAGAGGUACGAAGGAUGCUGGAGGAAUGUAGAGUUCAUCCCGACACAGUCAAUGAAUUCGGAAAAACCGCGCUGCAGGUGAUGAUGAUGGGUAACACCAACGUGGCUUGCCUUUUGCUGGAGAAUGGCGCAGACCCAAACAUUCAGGAUUGCUUUGGGGUAACACCCGCACAUGAUGCAGCCCGUACUGGAUUCUUGGACACGCUCCGUGCUUUGGUUCUUUACGGUGCUUCUGUCAACGUCCCUGACCAGUCUGGUGCUUUACCCAUCCACAUUGCCAUCCGAGAGGGUCACAUGGACGUCGUGGAAUACCUGGCACCACGCUCCAACCUUGGUCAUCAUGACACUAGUGGAGACACUGCCUUGGAUGUUGCCAGGGCAACGUGCCCGCCAGAUGUCGUGGAACUGCUAGAGCGCCAGUUAGAAUACAGCACGAUGUAUCAAUCGUCACAGUGA
Chanos chanos (milkfish) is the source of this 519-nucleotide messenger RNA. It is a transcript of the gene cdkn2d, whose product is annotated as cyclin-dependent kinase inhibitor 2D (p19, inhibits CDK4). Gene Ontology annotation, cellular component: nucleus. NCBI's taxonomy places the organism in Eukaryota, Metazoa, Chordata, Actinopteri, Gonorynchiformes, Chanidae. Gene Ontology annotation, molecular function: protein binding. The coding region runs from base 1 to 519 and encodes 172 amino acids. The record is from RefSeq and is a predicted model, not a curated record. The transcript has 2 exons.